GGAUGUGAUUAAAGUGUGAGUGUGUGUUGUAAUAAUUUUUUUCCCCUUAAAUAAAUGGGGCUGCGUAUAAAUAUUGUUGUCUCUUAGCAGUUGUAGUAGACCCACGAAAAAUGGUUAGAGGAAAGAAACCAUGAGAGAGAAAGUGUGUGCGUUUGUGUGUGUGUGAGAGAGAGAAAGUGUGUGUUUGUGUGUGUGAGAGAGAGAGAGAAUAAUUUUCAGAUGAUACUGUAAAUAAGCAUUUUUGUCUCCCCUUCAGCUGCAGUCCAUCUGAGUGAGAAGCCGGUUCAGGCAGGCACCAGUUACAUUUGCCGGUUUUGUUUCUGACACACACACACACACACAAAACAGUUAUAGAUAGACGGGCGGUGGCGAUGGGCGGAGGAGGUGGCGGCGCGUCGUCCAAACUCAAGAAAGCCGCUAGGAAUUUCUUUCUACAGACAUGUGGCUCUCUCUGCGAGACUCAACAACAACAAUCCCCAGUUCUCGAUAACUCCGCUCCCACCCCUGCAUCUAAUAAUUCAGCCAAUUAUUCUUCUCCGUCUGAAAAUCAAAAGAGAAACAUUUAUUCCAAAAAGAUCUCGCCGGAAAUUGCUGGGCAAUGCAGUUCAACCACCACCCCUUCUUCUAACAAGAACUUGUGCACAAUAUGCCUCGAUCCGCUAAACUACAACUCGGGCGGCGAAGCCGUGUUCACCGCCCAAUGCUCCCACUCGUUCCAUUUCGCUUGCAUCUCUUCCAAUGUUCGACACGGCAGCGUCACCUGCCCCAUUUGCCGUGCUCAUUGGACAAAACUGCCCCUCAACCCUCACGCGCGGUGCUCCCUCCACAACAAGAUGGCGGACCCCACUCUGCGAAUCCUCGACGACUCCAUCGCCAAUCUCCGUGUCCACCGCCGCUCCUUUCUCCACUCCGACGACCCGAUCGAGCCCGACCCCACCGCUAGUGACGGCCCCCGCCUCACUCUCUCCCUCGCGUACCCUAACUUCAACUCUUGGCCACAUCAUCAAGCUUCUAGUUCAUAUUCAACAAUGGAAGAAGGAUCGCCGAAUAACCAAGCUUGUCUUCAUGUGAGAUUAACGCACGGGCCCGCGAUAGACUUGGUCCUAGUCGCGAGCUCGAACGGGCCCCACUUGAGGCUCGUGAAGCAAGCAAUGGCUAUAGUGGUCUUCUCGCUCAAGCCCGUUGACCGCUUAGCCAUCGUGACCUACUCGUCGACAUCGGCCGUGCGAGUCUUCCCCCUUAGGCGGAUGACUUCGUACGGUAAAAGAACCGCGCUGCAACUGAUCGACCGCGUCAUCUACAUUGGGCAAGCCGAUCCAAUCGAAGGUCUAAAAAAGGGAGUGAAGAUACUCGAGGAACGGGCCCACACAAACCCACGGUCGUCCAUCCUGCAUCUAACGGACGCUCCGUCGAGAUCUCACCGUUGGUUCGACUCGGAAGCUCCGGUCACAAUCCAACGGUUCCAUCUAGGAUUGGGAUUCGUCGUGCACGAAUUCGAGGAGUUUCUUUCGAGAGUGCUAGGCGGAGGAGUGGAAGAUGUUCAACUUAUUAUCGGAGAAGGCACGAUGAUUGUGAGGAUCGGAGAACUGAGAGGCGGCGAGGAGAGGAAUAUUCCGUUAUGUAUUGGUCAACGGGGAUGCGUAUACGUAAAAUAUAGCUAUAGAGAUAGUGGAGAUGGUGAGUGCAUUACAACAGGUGAAGUAGUUCUGAGGAUGGAGGAAAAAGAUGACAGUGAAGAUAUUGUUGUCCCUAUGGAGACAAGAAUUAGCAAUGCUGGAAAUUUGGAGUACCAUGAUCCCUUCUUGGCUAGAAGAUGGGCUAAGCAUUUGCAUGGCUAUAGACUAUAGGCUAUAUAUAUAUAUAUAUAUAUAUAUAUAUAUAUAUAUAUAUAUAUAUAUAUAUAUAUAUAUAUAUAUAGCGAAUGCAUGUAUUGUAAAUGACCGUUAUAAAUUUCAAGUUUCGCAAAUCUUCGUA
Erythranthe guttata (spotted monkey flower) is the source of this 1974-nucleotide messenger RNA. RefSeq names its product putative E3 ubiquitin-protein ligase EDA40. The record is from RefSeq and is a predicted model, not a curated record. NCBI's taxonomy places the organism in Eukaryota, Viridiplantae, Streptophyta, Magnoliopsida, Lamiales, Phrymaceae.